UCAUCAGGCCGUUUCCUGAAGCCAUUUCUAGACGGGGGAAACGAGAGUCGCGCUACUUUUUAAUCCGUUGCAUCUGCCUAAAUGCACCUUCUUAAGGAAAAAUACUUUAGAAAAGUCGAUGAAUCAGACUCUCAUCUUUACUUCGGUCUGAUUAUUUUUGUAACUAUUGCGGCGGAUUAAUAGCCAUACGGGCUUAAAAGUACAGAGACAAGAAAGGGGUUACCCCGAAUACGCAAGAUGAGAAGAGGGAUCUCCUCGGCUCCGGACAAAGUGAUUUUAGCGGGGGUUGGGGGCUCUUCUCUGGACAACAAUAUCAUUUUAACAACUCUCUCGGAUCGUUUAAACCCUGGUCAAUCCAACGCUACGUUUAUCCAAAUAAUAACCACCCCACCGCCUUGCAACGUUACACAGACAUCAAAUGUGUGUUUAUCCGAACCUCAGAUAAACAACAUUUACACAACUCCACAACAAGCUGCAGCAAACGGAGCAGGACAACGACCCGCUCUGGGGAGACCGCCGGCUAAAAGGCGGUUGGCGCUCGAUGAUUCAGACCACCAGUACCAAUCGGAACCAGUCAGGACUCCAAGAGGCAGAGGCGGGGCCGCGGCGGCCAAUGGGGCAAGGCUAAAGACACCCAGAACGCCUAAGUCUCCACCAGAGAAGACUCGCUAUGACACCUCCCUGGGCCUGUUAACAAAGAAGUUUGUGGAUCUUCUUGCUCAAUCUUCUGAUGGCGUUUUGGACCUCAACCUCGCUGCUGAAACCUUACAGGUGCAGAAAAGGCGCCUGUAUGAUAUCACCAAUGUCCUAGAAGGCAUUCACCUCAUCAAGAAGAAAUCAAAGAACAACAUUCAGUGGAUGGGCUGUAGUCUGUUGGAGGUAGAGGGGGCACUGAGCCAGAGACAGAGACUUACAGCGGAGGUUUCUGCGCUGGGAGAAGAAGAACAGAGACUUGAACAACUUAUCCAGAGAUGCAGCCUGGAUAUGAGACACAUGAGCGAGUUGCCAAGCAACCAGAAAUAUGCCUAUGUAACGUACCAAGACAUCAAACAGCUGGGAAACCUCAGGGACCAGACUGUUAUUGUCGUCAAAGCGCCCACAGACACCAAACUAGAAGUACCAGACCCUGAUGAGAGUUUGUCCAUCCAUCUGACCAGUUCUAAGGGUCCUAUUGAAGUCCUUCUGUGCCCAGAUGAAGAGAAUGACCCCAGGAGUCCUGUAAAAAAUGGCAACAUGGACAUAAAUGGGAACUCGCCUUUCCUCAAAGUCCUUCAAGAUCCCAGCUGCACAGCCACUUCUCUGAGCCCCUGCCUGGUUCCACCUUCCUCUUCCUCAGCUGUUUCCGUCACUACUCUCUCGCCCAUCUCGUCUCCUUACACCAGUCUUCUCCAGCAGACAGAAGACCAGAUCCCCUCAGCCCUGGGGCCUUUCUUAAACCUUGGACCUCCUCUUCUGGACCAAGAUGACUACCUUUUAGGUUUGGGAGAUGACCAGGGAAUCAGCGACUUGUUUGAUGCCUGUGACUUUGAUAAAAUGCCGUCUCUUGGCCUGGAUGAUCUCCUUUGCAGCUAGCAUUAGGUAAUAGAAAUUCAGAUUAAGUGCAUGGGACAGACAUGGAGAAUCAGUGAGGGUCUUGAUGCCUGUGACUGACUUUGUAGUUAGUUGAAGCCAAUUCUAAAUAGAUGGAAAGGAAACAUUGAGGGCUUUUUCAGUCCCAAUGGGACUACAUGCCAUUUUCUUUCAUGGUGUGAGAGCUAAAUGGUCUUGCAUGAUUUCACACAGACACGUCUUCAGUGUGAAGAAGUAUCCAUUACUCUUUGUCUCAGGCUAUGUACGGCCUCCAGUGUAGCUGGACUUUUGGGACAUCUAAAAGCCUUUGCCGUCUGUUUGGUCAAGUAUAAGCGGUGUGUGAUGCAAGGUUUACGUCACUGUAUAGCGAGACUAACAAAGACAGAACUGCUUGAAGGGAAACACCACCACACCACCUGGCAUUAACACACAUAUCAUGGGUGAUUGGGUUGGGUUUAGUAUGCAAACCAUGGUCACCCAAAGCCAUCAGUAGAAUGCUCAACAAUGGGGAAAGAGCUCAAGAGCAAAAAAAAAAAAAAAAAGGUUACUUUUUAAAUCUUAAAUAAUCUAAUGCAAAUAUUUUAUUUGAUGGGCCUGUAAAUUUGUGUUUUGUGUCUAUGUUCAUCCAGUUAACCCAUCCUUAGACAUAUCCUAGAGUUUUAACGUGUUAAUGCCAAGUGCUGUGGGGGCUGAGAGACAUUCUCAAUGAUUGCAUUCUAUUACACCAAUGAUCUGUGAUUGAAGGCUCAUAAUGCUGGCUGUUAGUCUGUUCAAAUGUAGAAAAUUUUAGAAAUUAAAAUGAAUAUAAAAAGAAAACAGGGAAAUUUGGUGCACAGCAUUCAUGACUACAGUUAUUUUACAGUAAGGACACUUGUCAGGGUACCUUUUGUGCUAUUUGGGCUUAUAAUCAUAAAGUUAGUAAGAGUAUGAGUAUUUUUUUGUACAUUUUAGGUCCGAGCUGCAUGGAAGUCCAUAUACUGUUUUGGAGUGCACAUGACAUAAUUAUCCAAUUAUAAAGGAAGUGUACAACAUAUUUACAGUAUGCCUUAUGAUCCCCUGCACACAAUUAGUUGUCUCUUGCACUAUUUCCUCCAUUUUUGGAGGAUAGGUGAAAUUUAUAAUGUUCAUGAUAUCAACCAAUAGUCAUACUCUUAUUCAUACUUUGUGAAUUCAGGACCCAAACUUCCCCUUUCUUGCUGCUUUUUGCCUAUCCCCGCCAUCUUCAUCAGCAGAAGCUGCCAUAACCAAACUUCCCCUAAUGCCUCCUCACUUAGACUGUGUGCUGUGAAAUUAUACUGUGUGGUUUGAGCUAAUUGGGAAAAAAAUACUUUGAACCACUUAUGCACACUGCCUUCCAUGUGUGUACUGUAGGAGACAGGAUAGGCACGGAAUAGUCUUUUUAGGAUUAAUGAGUGUUGAAUUUUAAUUGAUUUUUAAUACUGUAGAAAUAAGUGAUGAUAUCACGGUCACCUAAGCAACAAGAGGCCAGAUAGCCACUCAUUUAGGCUUUAGUAUGUAAUGAAAGGGCUUUUUUCCUCUAGGAUAAUUAAAGGCUGAGAAAAAGGAAAAAAAGUCAAAUAGACCUGUUUUGUAAUUGGGGCAAAUUCAGUGCAACCAAGCCAUGUUUCAUACUGGGGCUGGUAACACUGUCAUGUGUUGUUUUGUUAGAGCUACAGCAUCCUCAAACAGUGGUUAAUCAAGAAAAGCCAGGUAGAGAGACUGGGUGAACUAAGAGCUGUAGGAUUAUGAUUUUGUUUUCCUCUCUAGGUAUUUGAAUCUGCUGUUGACUCAAAAUAGCUUCUUCUGUCCGAUUACAUCCCUGAUAACAAAAUGCAAACAUCUUGUCUGAAACCCUGUCUUUUAAACUAGAAGAACCUGCGGCCGCAGGUAAUAUUGCUGCUGUUAGUGUUAACUUUUCCUCAAUCUGAUUGAUGUGCGCUUGAGUAAUAACGUGUGCAGCAUGUGUGAGUUAUGUUAGAGAUCAAGCUUGCUAAAGAGUAAGCCUGCCAUGUGUAAAUUGAUGUACAGUUUUCUAAAUUUUUCAGUGCACAAGGUACUGUAGGCUACCUCCCACUUAAUGUUGGACAUUAGUAAUAGGGCAUAGAGGUUAAUGCCAUAGUGUGUAUGAGUUUUUGAAAUUCCCUUUUGUCAUAAAAAAAAAUGACCCUUGGAUUAUUUCGAGGUGAUGUUGGAUAUUACAUCACACUUUCUCUUUUGGUGAGUGCGAGAUCCCACUCAUGCCCCGAUAUAAUAAUGAGUAUGCUUUUGCUCUUAAACCAGUCUCAUGCAUCUUUGAAUAAUGGGGCGCACAUUUAAUGGAUGGAAAAGCAGACAAAUGUAUUGCAAUAUAUUUUUGGGUUUUGUUUUUUCAAUAUUUUCUGUAAGUUAUUUAGUUCGUUUGUCAGUGUUUUUUUUUUUUUUUUGUAAUGCAGAGUUUCCCUUAGACCCAAAACGUAGUACACAUUUAAUAAUGCAUGCAUGCAGUCAUUCAUUCACAGCCUAUCUGCCCUUUACUGUUCAUUAGUCAAAUUGCUAUGUCUGUAUACACCUCUGAACCAGGAUCAGUGGUUUGUGUCCUCUGUUGAAGUGUGUAGGGGGCUUUGCUUCUGUGACACUGUGUGUCCGUUUUAUUUUUGGAAUGUGAUGAGGGAGUCUGUCCCGCUUUUCUUUCCUUAUUUUGUUUUUUUUUAAUGCAUUUCUGCCAAUUUCACUUUGAUGGAGAGUAUUGAAGCGUGUUAAAACAGCAUUUGACUUUGCAAAACCAAAACUCAAUUGUUAAUCUGAACUUCACACAUUAAAAACAUACAGUUUCUUGAUCAACCUAACUUAGCUUGAUAAGUGCUGCUAUCAUAAGUGAACUUAAUUUGACUUAAAUGCACAGCAAUUCUCUGAUUCACACAGUUUCCCUCUGGGCAUAUUUAUACCAGUGUAUUUUAUAUGUAUUUAUGGAACAGUCGAGCUCAAUAUUUUUCCCCAUUUGGUUCACGAACUACAGUUGUGCUAUUUUGUAAGAUCAUUGACAUAGGUAAUUAUAUUUUCCUCCAUCUAUUUCAAGCGACCAGAAUCUGGUCACACUAUUUUAUCCACUUUUACAUGAUGGAAAUGUGGUUUUUGGAAAGAUUGUACCUUUCCAUGAGUUUGUAAUGGAGUGUGAAAGAUUUUAAUGCAUCGCUAAAGCUAGUGUAAUUGCCAGUGAGUCUGAAAAUGUAUUGGGUAAAAUUACAGCUCCUUCUAAUGUGUGAUUCUGAUGUGUGAUUAGACCUUACAGAAAGUUAUCAUUAGGCUAAAUGUGGUGUUAACUAUAGUCAAGAUUGAAACAGCACUGUCUUUCCUGCUAUUUUCCUAUGGUUAUACUUAAGCUGUCACCAAAUACAAUAUACUGAUCAGUAAAUAUUCUUUAAAGGUUAUGUGAAAAGUUAACUAUUUGAUAGGAAAUAAUUGACUGUAAAAUUAUAAUAUUGCUGCCUGUUUCCACUAAUUACAGAAAAAAGAGCUGUAAUAUCACUUUUUUGCAAUUUGAACGCAUGGGUGAAAGUAUCAGUGUGCUGUUGAAUGUUUAAGGUAAACUAAUGUGAUGAUUUUUGAUGAGUGGUCAAUUAUACAAGUUUCUUUAACAUUUGUUAAAGAGGU
Molecule: messenger RNA, 5199 nt
Organism: Morone saxatilis (striped sea-bass)
Lineage: Eukaryota; Metazoa; Chordata; Actinopteri; Moronidae
Product: transcription factor E2F3-like
Exons: 8
Coding region: 238-1572 (444 amino acids)
Biological process (GO): regulation of transcription by RNA polymerase II
Cellular component (GO): RNA polymerase II transcription regulator complex
Molecular function (GO): DNA-binding transcription factor activity, RNA polymerase II-specific; RNA polymerase II cis-regulatory region sequence-specific DNA binding; protein dimerization activity
Source: RefSeq, a predicted model, not a curated record